Molecule: messenger RNA, 1147 nt
Organism: Prinia subflava (tawny-flanked prinia)
Lineage: Eukaryota; Metazoa; Chordata; Aves; Passeriformes; Cisticolidae
Product: maestro heat-like repeat-containing protein family member 6
Exons: 7
Coding region: 16-879 (287 amino acids)
Cellular component (GO): cytoplasm
Source: RefSeq, a predicted model, not a curated record
CAGGUCCUCGAGUGCAUGGAUUUGACUAAAUGUGGUGACAGCGUCCUUGAGAUCUUGGAAUGUCACCUGCGGAGCGAGUGCAGGCAGAGGCAUCGCCUGGCACUCAGAGGCCUCGUGGUGCUCAGCAAGGAUCCCUCGAUGGCUAGAAUAAUGUGCCGUCUGUCUCCAAGCCUCCUGGAGCUGCUGGGUGAUGCAGAUGGAGACAUGGUCCGCAUGUCCCUCUCUGUGUUCACUAAUCUGCUCAAGAACAAAGGCAUCCUGAUACUGAGCACCACUGCCCCAAAGCUGGCUGAGGCACUCCUGGAGCUCUUUGACCACGACAAAAGCGAAGUGCAGGUGCUCUCCCUUGACCUCUUCUUCAAGGUGAUGGACUUGGUAGUGGAUGAGGGAAAAAAACCCCUGGAGAAGACUUUGAGCCACAGCCUGCUCCCGCUCUUCUUGCACUGCCAUGAUGAGAACCAACACGUGGCAAAGGCCUCUCGGGAAACGCUGCUUCGAGUGACCGAGUUCCUGAAGAGGAGGAAGCUCAAGCAGCUGGUGAAGAAGGAGCAGCUGUCAAAGUUCGCCGAAUGCCUGCUGGCAGAGGACAGGAGCCGAGCGGCCGAGCACCUGCGCCGGGCCCUGCCGUACCUGCAGAACCCACAGGAGCCCCUGCGAGCGGCGGCCAUCAGGUUCAUGGAGAUGGCCGGGGAGCCCGCGAUGGCGCAGAAGGAAGAGCUGCAGGCCCUCAGUGAGGGCCUUCAAGCCCCAAGGAACAGUGCCAGCCCUUUCUCUUUGGAUAUUGAAAAUCGUACCCACUUAGCCCUAAAGGCUCUAGAAGUAUCUUCUGGAUUAUCUUCUGGAUCCACUGUACCAUUGUCCCAAGAACAAUACCUGUAGUCCCACCUCCCAGUGCUGCUAGAGCUCCAGGCACAGCUGAUGAUUGGCACAGCUGAGCCUGUGGGAAGCUCAAAUGCCUUCAGCCCUCUUUUGCCUAUAGAUAGUUUCCCUCCCUCUAGCCCUCACUGUCCAUCCCCUUUUUACCCAUCACUCUCCAUCCCUUUUGACAGUUCCAUCUCAGGAGCCCUCAGACCAUGCCCAUCCCCAUUUUUCCAUCCCACAUCACCCAUUUUUUUGCCUUGCAUUAAUAAACAGUUUGGCUUCUUCA